AUGCGACCCAUCGACGUGACUCCCAUGAUCGCCGACAAGCUCUUAAAUACGGUGUACAGCGCGAUAAAGAUCGCCGGUCCCGCAAAAUUCAAAGUUGGUGACUCAGUACGCGUGAGCAAAUUCAAAACGGUCUUUGAGAAAGGUUACACACCAAAUUGGACCACGGAGGUAUUUCGAAUCGUCAAAGUACAGAAAACUAAUCCCGUGACGUAUCUUCUGGAAGAUUACCGUGGAAAACCGGUCGCUGGAGGAUUCUACGAGUACGAGUUGCAUCGCGUCGUUAAUCCCGACGUAUAUCUAGUUAAAAAGGUGUUGCGUAAAAAAGGAGAUAAGGUUUACGUGAAAUGGCUAGGAUUCGAUAAUUCACACAACUCUUGGAUACACAAGGAUAGCGUGCUAUAA
Messenger RNA from Cyphomyrmex costatus, 402 nucleotides. RefSeq lists its product as uncharacterized. Lineage: Eukaryota; Metazoa; Arthropoda; Insecta; Hymenoptera; Formicidae. The record is from RefSeq and is a predicted model, not a curated record. The transcript has a single exon. Bases 1 to 402 code for a protein of 133 amino acids.